Messenger RNA from Saccostrea echinata, 2128 nucleotides. Its product is annotated as dynein light chain Tctex-type 5-like. Lineage: Eukaryota; Metazoa; Mollusca; Bivalvia; Ostreida; Ostreidae. Gene Ontology annotation, cellular component: cytoplasmic dynein complex; cytoplasm. The coding region runs from base 884 to 1570 and encodes 228 amino acids. Gene Ontology annotation, biological process: microtubule-based movement. The transcript has a single exon. The record is from RefSeq and is a predicted model, not a curated record. Gene Ontology annotation, molecular function: dynein intermediate chain binding.
AUGUUCCAUCACCAAGGCAUUAAUUAUUGUCCUUUGUUGAUGUUGCUCAUUUAUUACCAUGGAAAGUUUGUCGAUCCAUCAAUAUUUCACAAAAGUGUAACAUUUCUCUCGGAGAACGAAUCGUUUACAUCACCUGUAUAGGAUGGAGAAGUAUUGAUCACGCACCUGCGUCUGCGACCCAGGAGAGACACAGGAUCCCGACUCUUGUGAAUACACAUUAGUAUGGAAUUUAGAACCAAAGGACUUGCCAGACCAGAACGUUUCCGUAACACGGGGAACACAUCCAUCUAAUUAACGCUGUAACAUUGAAGAUUCCAUGACUCGUGCUUGAUUUCACAUCGUGUUUAAAAGUCUGAGGUCGUGGCAGAUUUCGUUUUUAUCUUGAUUACUAGUUGAUUGGAUCUUGUUUCUUUUGUAUCGAUUGGAGGCGAGGAAUGAAGUGUGGGUAUAUAGCCAUUUAAUGGAAAGUCUGCUGCCUUUUUAUGUUUGUAGUUUAACCGGUGAAGUGUUGCUCCUAUAUGCAAUCUGGAUUUCAAAUUAGGCAUUGUGUCACCAGGACAAAUCUAUUAGUCCGCUUUGGUAAUAACUUUAUUGACUUAGAGAGAAAAUCUGUGCGUAUCAUUACAUCCGCGGGUGAUUUCCUUAUGGAGUGUUCUAAACACUAGGACCAAUAUUUACAUUCUUAUUCUAACCCCGUAAAAAUUUGUUUAAGUGAAGCCAUCGGUGUGGUUUAGUCCUCGCCUGACGAUCGUUUUAUGAUAUUGGUGUCAGGCCCGAUUAUUGCUAAAUCAAUCUAUCUUCUCCGAUAAAGGAUUCAACGUAAAUAAGCGACUGACAAGAAGCUCUCGAGCAAACCUUUUACUGGAGGGGCAAUAUUUCAAAUAUGGACGGAAAGUUGAGUGCGGACUUGUUGAAAGUUCACAAUGCUAAUAUUAAAAGAGAACACACACCAGAAAAGGGCACGAUGGCAUCCUCCGCUAGCAAUGUGAGUGGUCCAACAACGACGAGGCUAAGUAUGAAGAGCAAGAUUUUGGAGGGCGGGGGAGGAGGAAGUCAGGAUCGGUCGGACAAACACUCGGAAACAAGUAGUAAAAUUUCUCUUGUUCCAGGAAACAGAUUCUCCAGAAUCCGGACAAAGUUAAGGUUACAUACCUUGUUUGGUGGUGCUUUGUCAAAACGGUCAGGAUCGGAAAGGGGAGGACCCACGAAGGUACUGGAGAAUACAUACAAAGUUGGGCCGGAGGAAGGGACAAAAUUCAAUCCUCAAAAAGGAGAACAGAUCAUUACUAAUGUGCUAAAUAUGUACUUGAAAGAUAGAGUUUACGACGAGAAAAAGUUUCCACAGCUGUGUAAAACAUUGUCUGAUUUAAUCAAGGAGCGUGUAAAACUAUCUGGACUCAAACGGUAUAAGGUGAUAGCGUAUGUGAUGGUGUUCGAAAAUAAGAAACAGAGUAUUCACUACACAAGCCGGUGUCUUUGGGAAUCGAACCUCGACAAUUUCGCUUCAGCGAUGUACAAUGGGGCUGACUUUGUUGCCAUAGGAACUGUUUUUGCCACUUAUUACGAUUGAACGUUGUAAAGCUUAUUUGUUAUUAAUUACAAGAGGUACACUUCUCAAUGUCUGGAGCACAUGAUUUUAAUUUUACUAAAAAAGCAUUAAGAAAUAAUCCAGAAAAAAUGUUAGUUUUCAAGUUAUGAAUAGUUUUACUUGUAAUUUUAAAAAGCAAUGUUUUAACAAUGAUAUUGUUUUACAAAUAUAACUUUUACAAAAUCAGUCUAUAUUCAAAAUAAAAAUGUCUGAAUAAUGGUGUCACCUGUUUGGACACUAGACUCGCCACGAAAUUGAAAAUUGCCUAGUUUGUGGCCAGCUGCAGAUGUGAAUGUUGAUCAAAUUGCACGUGCUUUCUAAAAUUUGGCUGAAACUCUAUAGAGCAACAUUUCCAUCACAAGAAAGAAAAGAUAUGUAAGAUUUUUUGUCAGUGACUUAAUUCUGGAAACAUAAUUUUUCAAUACAAAGCAGUCUGAAUAUAUGCUUAGUGUAGAAGAGUAUCGAUAUCAACUUUUUGUUUGUUUGCUUGCAUGUCCUGUUUACUUUUUUCUGUAAUUGUUGUUGUUGGGGUUUUUUUUU